Portunus trituberculatus (swimming crab) is the source of this 7688-nucleotide messenger RNA. RefSeq names its product putative neural-cadherin 2. Gene Ontology annotation, biological process: homophilic cell-cell adhesion. NCBI's taxonomy places the organism in Eukaryota, Metazoa, Arthropoda, Malacostraca, Decapoda, Portunidae. Gene Ontology annotation, cellular component: plasma membrane; catenin complex. Gene Ontology annotation, molecular function: cadherin binding; calcium ion binding. The record is from RefSeq and is a predicted model, not a curated record. The coding region runs from base 797 to 6691 and encodes 1964 amino acids. The transcript has 31 exons.
CCUGCGUGUUUGAGGAGGGCCGCGAGAGGCACCACCAAUCAGCGCCUCUCAACCACCAGCAGCUGCCUCCGUCACCGCCGCCGCCCUCCAGUUGCUUCGUGCACUGGCUGAGCGUUGGUAGUGUCUCGCUGUGUCGUGGUUACCCUCGCUAACUUUUCUCGCAUAACUUCUUGCGUCCAUCAAUACAAACAAGUGUUAAAAGUCACUCUUGGUGUUUCUUGUGCUCCUUAACUCCAGUUCCCGGCGGUGUUUGCCUCUGUGUCAUUUGUUGCGGAACUUUGAAACUUUGACGGUGGAGGAGCAGGAGGUGGUGGAGGCGCUGGUGGUGUUUUCUUAGCCCUGGAGCACCGCACUCCGCCACCGAUCUCUUGGACCAUCACAGCCACAGGACGCGCCUCAUUACAAUUGACCUUCACCUGAUACUACAAGACCCGUGGCGCGGCGGCGGUCCGGCGGCACCCUGAGACUAGUGAUACUGCUGUCUUGGCACGGGACACCGGGUGCCGAGAGUAGAACCGCUUACUGGAUCCAAAACGAGGCGACGUAGGAGAGUCUGAUUUCUCAAGAGGCUUCCUGGCGGUGCCCUUAUCCCGUGACCUUCUCAGACGGACGCUGUGAGGGGCGGCGACCUGCAUGGAGUCACUAGAACUGUUACCCUUGCCUGAAGAACACUGAGGCUGGUAAUUUUUGUGCUGCUGAUGCUUAAGAUGCAGUGAGACUCAAGGCUCGGACAGGAGACAAAAGCUUAUGAAGUGGCGUCUCGCGGGGCUGAGAGAGGACUAAGUGUGGUGAUUAUAUGGUGAAGUGUAAGCUUGCGUUCUUCGUCAGGAUGGCUAUGAACGUGGUGAUCCCGCUGCUCAUCCCCCUGGAGGAGAACCUGUAUAAUUCCACGAGAUUAGCAUCAGGACCAGACGUGUCGUUCGUGGAGUUCUCCCAAACCCGCUACUGCGCCUCCCUUUCCGAGGACAGCCCACAUGGCGCCUCCGUGGCCACCGUGUUCGCCUCCCACUCUGACGACGAGGACGUGCGGUACAGUAUCACGGGCGGCAACAGAGACGGCCUUUUCACCAUCGAUCAGCACAGCGGGGUCAUCACUCUCGCCGCGGCGCUGGACUACGAAGUGCUGGAUAAGCAUGAACUGGUGGUGGUGGCGGAGGCGGCCGGCGAGGUAGCGCACACCAGGGUCCGCGUGAGGGUACGAGAUGUGAACGACAACCCGCCUUACUUCCUCGACCCGCGGCCCUACGUGACUCUAGUAGAGGAGGACGACCGCUCCCUACCCGCCUCCAUCAUCACGGUGACGGCAGAGGACCCUGACUGGCUGGACCACCAUGGACUGCUGUACACGGUGCGCGGUGAUGGAGUGGACGGCUUCCAUCCGGACAACGCCUUCUUCUCCGUCAACUCCCUCACAGGCGAGGUGAUCCAACUCAGGCCCUUGGACCGCGAUCCGCCCGCUGGACGCGCCGUGUGGCGGGUGCGCGUGCAGGUGAGGGACGGGCAAGCGCUGUGGAGCCGCGAGGCUAUCCACCGCCACCUCGCUAGCAAGGACACCGCCAGACGCAAGGAAAAAGAAAAAGAUGCAAAGAAAACAACUCGGAAUUCGCACAGAAAACGUGAUUACAUGUCCGGCAGAGGUGACGUCAGCAGCAGCUCGGCCCCCUCCGCUAAGGAGGGAGGACGGGCGCGGGUGAACAGUGUAUUGAGCAGACAUCGCACUGAAGCAUUGACCAGGGAACACUUCGGGGCAGACUCGGGUAAAACCAUCAGCAGCCUUAUACGUGGGAAAGAUAACUAUUUUGAUAUCGAAAAAAAAACUUAUUUUGAUGUGAUGGUGAAUGCCGAGCCUCGAUGUGCGCCAAGUAUGAGUAACUGCCAGAAUAAUUUGACUUCUCAAACAUACUCUGGUAAGGGAGAGGCGCCGAAUACCAGGGGCGUGGCCAGAAAAUCUCAUAGGUUGUUGCGUCGGUACCGCGGAAAGGUGAAGGCGUGGAGACAGAAGCAUAUGGCAGGCACCUCGACCAUGUGGCGGGUGAGACGCUUCAUGGAGGAGGAAGCUGAAGGAGGCGAAGAACUGAACAAGUGUGAUGACAGUAUAGACAACGAAGGGGAUUUGCCCGACGAGGAGGACCUUCACGGUCUGGGUAGCUCGCGGGUACACGUGGCGGAGACAGUGGUGACCUUGACCCUCAAAGACAUCAAUGACAACGCACCGGAGUUCCCCAACGCCACCAUGUAUGGACAAGUGCAGGAGAAUGGACCAAUAGACUUGUCUGUGGCGGUGGUGGUGGCCAGGGACGCAGACGAUGCUUUGGAGGGUGACAAUGCGCGCGUCACAUACUCCAUCCAGAAAAACGCUUUCCACGAGACCACAGGAGAUCCUAUUUUCACAAUCAACUCUGAGACUGGCCUCGUGCGGACGGCCACGUGUUGCUUGGACCGCGAGACCACGCCCCAGUACCAGGUGCUCGUGGCAGCCAUGGACGGCGGCGGCCUGCGGGGGACUGGCGUGCUGGUGGUGCGGCUCACGGACGUCAAUGACAACUCCCCGCAGCUGGAGCAAAAACAGUGGGAGGUGGAGGUGGACGAGACCUGGGGUGCCGGGCCGCCAGACAACGUUUCUCUCCUUGAAGUGUCUGUCCUUGACGUGGACACCUCCAACUACUUUUUUUACAGAGUGGUGGAAGACAGCGGCUGGGGUUGGCAGCUAUUCUCGGUGAGGUCGGUUGGGGCAGUGGGUGAGCUGUAUGCCCUCCAAACUCUGGAUUACGAGGACGAAACUCAUCGACGAGGUUUCAAGUUCAUGGUACAAGUAACAGACCGGGGACGAGGUGGAUGGGACGACAGCCGACAUGUGGAUACUGCCUGGGUGUCUGUCCACUUGAAAGAUGUCAAUGAUAAUCCACCACAGUUUUCCCGCACCCACGCCCAUGUCAAGGUGAGGGAGGAUGCAGCUCUGGGCACCCUGCUGGCCUCCAUUCCUGCUCACGACCCAGACAUGGGCGGGGAGCAGAAGGUGCAGUACCACGUGGAGGGAGGCUGGGAUGUCCUUGCUGUCAAUGCCGUGGGAGGAAUAAUCCUGCGAGGGGCCUUGGAUCGCGAGGGUCCAGGGGGUACCAUUGGAGUGGCCAAGAUCCUAGGUGUGGACCGUGGCAUUCCACCCCUCACAGCCACUGCCACACUCACCAUCACUCUUACAGACGUCAACGACAGCCCUCCUCUCCUCCUCCCUCCAGUUACCUUCCAUGUCACAGAGGACGCAGCACCCGCCCGUCUUGGGGUCCUUACUGCCACAGAUGAGGACGUGUGGGCACUGGGACAUGGCCCGCCCUUCACCUUCUCCCUGGCCUCAUCAAACCCACAGUAUAUCUUUGAUCUUAUGUCUCUACAGUUUGAUCCACAUCUGGACAGUGGACGUGGUGGGGCAGAACUAUGGACACGCUCAGCCGUGGACAGGGAGGAGCACCCUCAGCUGGUGGCAGCAGUACGUGUGGCUGAUGCCCGGGGUCUGGCAGCCACUCACCCUGUCACUGUCAUCAUCAAUGAUAUCAAUGACAACCCGAUGAAGCCAGCUGCUAAGACAACCUAUCUCUGGAGGACUCAGCGGGGCGGGGCUGAGGCACCAUUGGGCCGAGUGUUUGUGCAAGACCCUGAUGAUGGUGAUGUGGCUGAUAAGACCUUCUGCUGGGAGGGCAGCCCACACCCUCUCUUUACCCUUGACUCUCACACUGGUGACCUGCUGGCCUCCAGUCACAUCAGAGAAGGAAAGUAUGAUUUGCAUUUUUCCGUGAGUGACCAGCGGUGGGGUCACCAUGACGUAUCUGCCAAUGUAACAGUGGAGGUGCAGAUGCUGAGUGUGGAGGCAUUGUCCCAUGCCACACGCAUCACCCUCACACCCACCACUCCGGAGCGCCUCGCUAGGGGAUGGAACCCACACAAGGGCGGGGGUGGACUUGGGCGGUUGGUUACUGGCGUGGCAAAAGCGAUGGGUACGAAUGCCAAUUCAGUGGAAGUUGUCAGUGUGCACAGCUGCCCUCAGCCUCGCACCUCCUCACGCAGGAGAGCAGUGGCCAGCACUAGUAGCCUCUCCACCUGUGUCUGGAUGAGUGUACAGGAAGCUCAUGGCACCUAUAUGAAUCCUAUCAAGUUCCAAGGACUCCUGGCUCUCCACAGUGUGCAGGUAGAAGCAAUGACCAAUCUCACCAUACUGACUGAAGGGCCCAGUAUUGCAGCAGAGGGUGAUGUGGAACACUUCAUGCACCACUUCUCCCUCCCUUCCUUUCACAACAAUGGGGCUCCUGAUCCAUCAUCUGCAGCCUCCACAACUCUUCCACUUCAGGUAGUGGACACAAAUUCCACCUCACUGGUGACACCACGUCUCAGCCGCAGCCAUGACUGCCUUGUGCCUGAGUCUGGAACGUGUCUGUCCGUCCCUUGCCUCAACGGUGGCCGCUGCUUUGGUUCACACUUGGAGAAAAGGUGUAUCUGUCCUGGGGACUCUUGGGGACCUCGGUGCAAGGUAUUGAGUCGCACCUUCACUGGCAGUGGGUGGAUGUGGGUGAGGCCACUGCCACUGUGUCUUCCCACCACCAUAUCCCUCCGAAUACUCACUCGACAAACACACUCACUCAUCCUCUACUCAGGACCCCUGGGAUCCCAUCAGCGUCAAUCAAAUAACUCCCCGACACCCAUGUUGGCCUUACAGUUGUGGGAGGGGCAUCCCCAGUUACUGGUUGAAGGUGGACUAGAACCAAUAAAACUUGGGGUUAAUGCUGUAGUCAAUGAUGGAGAAUGGCAUACCAUUCACCUCCGGUUCAAUUAUAAGGGUGUAGUGCUAGCUGUGCACCCGUGUGGCAAUGGUUGGCUCAGUGCCUCGCAGGAUGAUGACCAGUGCAUGGCAAGUGUUUCCUGGACCAGCCCAUUCAAUAUAAAGGCUUGGCUGGCAUCUUGGCCCCUGCAGGUGGGUGGUUUGGCCCACACAACACCCAGUGCUGCCUACCACAGUUGGAAGGAGGCUCCAACACCAAACCCACUUGAUGGCUGUGUCUCACAUCUUACACUUAAUGGUCAGCUGGUGGACUUGGGAGAGCCGGCCUAUAGUAAGGGAAGCCAGAAGGGUUGCCGCCCACAGGAGAGUGCUUGCCCUACAAAUUGUGGCUACAAAGGAUGGUGCGAGGGUGGCUUCAAUCAUCCAUACUGUGACUGUCAGCCAGGGUGGAUGGGCCAUGGCUGUUCCACGCCCACAACCACCUAUGCUUUGGGACCACACUCCUCCGUGAGCAUGGCUCUGUCUUUCACACUGGUUCCUGAGUCAUUAACCAUGCAGGUCCGAAUACGAACCACUGACCUCAACAGCCGGCUUCUGCUGCUCCUCAGCCUCCCUCAGGAAGAAGUUAAUUUUUCCAUUUAUCUGAGGUCUGGCCUUGCAUGUGCGACUGUUUCUGGGAUGGGACAGGAACUUAACACUGUGUGUGUUGAGGGCCGUCCUGUUGGAGAUGGUGCCUGGCACACCAUCAAGGCAGAGCAUCACGGCCACUACCUAGUGGUGGCUGUUGAUGACGGCGAUGGAUGGCGACGUAAUGAGUCUGUGGGGAGGUUGCUGGCAGACAAACAGGUUCAGCCCUUGUCACUGUUUGAGGAAGACCAGCAGGAGCUCCACCUGGUCGUAGGCAAUCCACUGGAACAGAGUGAAGAUGACUAUGUUUCUAUUCUAAAUCUUUCAACAGUCUGCCUGGAUGAUUUGCGGGUGUCAGGCAAGCAGUUACAACUCCCACCAACAGUGAACAGCACAUCAUGGGGCUAUGUCACCACAUGGCAGGGCAUUGAGCCUGGCUGCCCUGCACCUAAUGCCUGCUCCAAUACCACUUGCACUCCUCCUCUUACAUGCAUCUCUUCUUGGGACACACCCACCUGCAGAUGCAAAUCAGGUCAACAACUAUUGGGUCACAGCUGUGAAGACAUCAAUGAGUGCCUGUGGCAGCCUUGCCUGCAUGGAGGGACCUGCCACAAUCUUCAGCCAGGGUUCCGGUGCAUCUGUGAGCCAGGACACUCAGGAGAGUUCUGUCAGUGGACUGAGCUGCCUCCUGUUGGCUCAGCCCUCACUGCACCACUGGUCAUUGCUGCUAUUUCACUUUCUGUGCUUUUCCUUGUAGUCCUGGCUCUGCUGGUUUCACUGCGGCUCCGACACCAUCGUCUGAUGCGAGCUUCUGCCCAACAAGGAGACAAGAAAGACACUAUUACAGAGAUCCCAGAGAGUUCUACUGAAGAGCUUGACACUUCCACUGAUCAUCAGCUUGCUGUAAUUGAGUGUAUAGAACUUACACCAAAUACAAAGAAAGGUAACAAACAUAAAAGUUGUAUGGAGACUGCAAUGGUAACAGCUGCCCCAGCAACAGCAGUAACACCAGGAAGGCCUGUCAAUGUCUUGCCUGAUGCAACACCUGCCAAGGACGACUUAAGAGCUUAUGCCUAUGAAGGGGAUGGCUCCUCUGCAGGAUCACUGUCUUCUGCACUGGCAGGUCUUAAGGAAGAACCACCAGAUGAAGACACCAUAAAACCUCUUGUGACGGAUUUCUUAGAAGUCAUGGAUCUGCUAAAAAACCUUCCUGAGGCGAGUAGAUCCCCGUCCCUUGCCAGGCCUCAAGUACUGGUGGGGGGUGAGGACACCAAGGACACCGUUGGGCAAGAGUGAAUAUGAGUCACUUGAUGUGUACUUUUGGGCCUAAGGAGUCUCUUCUGUCCUGCCAUCCAUUAAGCAUCAUCACAGUAAUAAACAUGGUGGCAACACUCUUAGCCCAACUAGAUUUGAAGCACUGUGAAACCAUCUGUAAGGCAGCCUGGGUCACCAUCUCUCUAGUGAACCACUGACUUCCCAGGGACUCCUGUUGUUCAUCAUUGACCAUAGGUGGAUAUGCACAGUUCCAUUGCUGUCAUAUUUCUCUUCAUCACAACCUUCAUUUUUAACUGCAUCUGUCACAUGAAGCAAGGACAGUGGCAACAUAGCAAGCAGUCAAGUUAAGAGAAAUACAAGAGAGAGAAAAAUUUUGUCUGUUUAUCUAUGUACUAGGCCAACAAUCCCACAAUGCGGACCCCAGACAAAGCUCCACACUCGUACACACAUUAUUCACACUCUUAUCCUCGUGAGAAAAAAAAUACAUCAAAAUGCUUCACUCUUUGAUUUUCACAAUAAAACCAAAUAAGUGAAGGCAAAACUCAUGAAACUCUUGCAUCAUGACUUAUGAUAUAGAAUGGAUGGAAACACAAAAAUCUCCAUAAAUUUAAAUAUAUACAUCCUUAGAGAUCUCACAGGCACAGGAUAGAUGAGUCACUGUCUGGUCUCAACUUGUCCCUCAUUCAUUCAUAUUAGCCAUCAAGGAACACUACUGCAAGACACUCAUCAGUAGGUGCUGUGUCUCUGUGUUGCCAUUGUCACUUGCUCCAUAAUCUUCACUCAUUUUUGGCAAUUUAUUAAUCACCCCAAGGAUAAUCUUGACUGAGUGUAGUACUAACAUCUGGGCAAAGGGCAUGUAUGAGGAUAAAAUAUAUUGAUUUUUGUAAAGAAGAUUAAAAUUAAAUUAGCCCAAAAGUACAAUGAUGCUCCUAGAAAUUAUAAAUGCUUGAUGGGAAUUAUUAGUUAGAUUUCUCCUGUUGUACUAUUUUGUAUAUUUAUAUAUAAAAUGAUAUACUAA